Messenger RNA from Penicillium subrubescens, 1584 nucleotides. RefSeq lists its product as uncharacterized. Gene Ontology annotation, cellular component: membrane. Gene Ontology annotation, molecular function: transmembrane transporter activity. The record is from RefSeq and is a predicted model, not a curated record. The coding region runs from base 1 to 1584 and encodes 527 amino acids. The transcript has 10 exons. Gene Ontology annotation, biological process: transmembrane transport. NCBI's taxonomy places the organism in Eukaryota, Fungi, Ascomycota, Eurotiomycetes, Eurotiales, Aspergillaceae.
AUGAAUUCAAAUCCGUAUUCAAGAUCACGGAACGCAUCAAUCAUGUCAGAGGACGCAGAGGCUCAUCGCUCUCAAGAGAGUCUGGUUAAGCCAAUCAAUACAUGGAAAGGCUAUGUUUGGGAUACCUGGGAGUUACCGAGAGACCAACGUUGGCUUUUGUUCAAGCUAGAUGCCUUCGUUCUUACUUUCGCAUCGAUAGGAUACUUUCUGAAGAACCUCGACCUUAACAAUGUGAACAACGCUUAUCUUAGUGGUAUGGAGGAGGACUUGGAGAUGUACGGCAAUCAGUUGGUCACAAGUACUUCCAUAUUUACCGUGGGAUAUGUCAUCGGCCAAAUUCCCUGCAAUCUACUCCUGACCCGCGUUUCGCCCAGAUGGGUGAUCCCCUCGCUUGAGGUAGGCUGGGGUAUAGCUGUCAUUUGCAUGUCCAGUGUGAAGUCCUACAAUGCCCUUUACGCGCUUCGCUUCCUUGUCGGCAUUUUUGAGUCUGGAUUUUAUCCUGGAAUUCACUAUAUGCUUGGUUCAUGGUACACACCACGAGAAAUUGGCAAGCGAUCCAUGAUCUUCUGGCUUGCUGGCUCAAUUGGCCAACUAUUCAGCGGCUUCUUGCAGGCCGCAGCAUAUACUAAUUUAGACGGCGUCCAAGGCCGUGCAGGCUGGCGAUGGCUCUUCAUUAUCGAUGGAAUCAUCACGUUGCCACUUGCAGUGGCUGGCUAUCUAUUCUUCCCAAAUCUCCCGCAAGGCGGAAAAAGACCUGGUGGACGACUGAAGCAGAGCAUCAACUUUCUGUCAGACGGAUGCAGGAGAUCGGCCGAGCUGGCAAAGAGCCAUGGACUAAGGCGAAGGCUAAAAGAAUUUUUUCAAGCUGGCAUACCUAUCUUCUACGUAUCUUUGCUCUACAUUGUGUGGAAUAAUGGCUGGCCACAGGUCGGCAUGGGAUAUUGGCUGAAAAGCUUUAAUAAAAAACCCGCCCCACUCCCAGGGACGUCAUUUUCAAUCCCACAAAUCAACAAUCUGCCACUUGUUACUACUGGUAUCUUCAUUGUCAUGGCGUUCAUAUGGGGCUGGCUUUCGGACGGUCCUUGCCGCGGCGCACGGUGGCCUUUUGUGUAUGCUGGGGCUGUCAUAACGAUUGUAUUCUGCGCUCUUUUGCGGCAGAUGCCGUUAUACAGCAAUAUAGAGGGUCGCAAGAUUGUUUAUUGGCUCAGCAACAUUGGGCUCGGAGCCGGUCCUCUUAUUCUUAGUUGGACUAAUGAAAUAUGCUCUGAUGACACGGAGAAAAGAGCUCUGAUAGUUGCAAUGGCUAAUGACCUUGCAUAUGUGGUGCAAGCAGUGGCUCCAAAUUUCGUGUGGAAAACUACAGACUUUCCAGCUGCGAAGAAAGGGUAUCUAUGGUGCAUUGUUCUACACGUCCUGUCGAUCGCCGUUACUGCUGCGAUUCAAUUUGGAUUAUGGUGGGACAAAAAGCAAAAGACUGUGGUGGAAACCAACAGUUCAACAUCAAAUUUAACGCCAUCAGAGGAUGGAAGCGUGAAGGACAGGAAAGCGGCGCUCGCUGUGGUGACUCCAGCUACUAUAGAGUAG